Acomys russatus (golden spiny mouse) is the source of this 510-nucleotide messenger RNA. RefSeq names its product mitochondrial translation release factor in rescue (gene Mtrfr). Gene Ontology annotation, cellular component: mitochondrion. Bases 1 to 510 code for a protein of 169 amino acids. The transcript has 2 exons. Gene Ontology annotation, biological process: translational termination. NCBI's taxonomy places the organism in Eukaryota, Metazoa, Chordata, Mammalia, Rodentia, Muridae. The record is from RefSeq and is a predicted model, not a curated record. Gene Ontology annotation, molecular function: translation release factor activity.
AUGAGCACCUGGGCCCCGCUGCGCCUCCCUGCACCAUUGCUCAGGAUAUGCUCGGGGAACUGGGGACUCGGGCUUCUGGGGAAGCCAGCACUGCUGUUCCCAGGAAUGGCUGCCACUGCAGUGCAGGUGGCGGGCAGGAAGGAUUGCCCUGCUCUGCUUCCCCUGAAUGAGAGUGAACUUGAAGAACAGUUUGUGAAAGGACAUGGGCCAGGGGGCCAGGCCACCAACAAAACCAGCAACUGUGUAGUGCUCAAGCAUGUGCCCUCCGGCAUUGUGGUCAAGUGCCACCAAACACGAUCCGUGGAUCAAAACAGAAAGAUAGCUCGGAAAAUCCUCCAGGAGAAAGUGGAUGUUUUCUACAAUGGUGAAAACAGUCCUGUUCAUAAGGAAAAGCUCGAGGCUGAGAGGAGAAAGCGAGAGAGGAAGAAGAGAGCAAAGGAGACUCUAGGAAAGAAAAAGUUACUGAGAGAACUACGGGAAGCCAGCCAGCCAGAAAAGGACUGGAGCUGA